Glarea lozoyensis ATCC 20868 is the source of this 486-nucleotide messenger RNA. RefSeq lists its product as uncharacterized. The record is from RefSeq and is a predicted model, not a curated record. The transcript is spliced from 2 exons. Lineage: Eukaryota; Fungi; Ascomycota; Leotiomycetes; Helotiales; Helotiaceae. The coding region runs from base 1 to 486 and encodes 161 amino acids.
AUGACUAAAAUUGAUACGCAAAUCUCGGCGGCACAGCUAGCAGAUGAUGAUAUAUGCCAAGCUGUCAUUGCAACCCCACCAGCGCAAUGCGGGAAAAAUCCUUGGAGCGCGAUAGUUGCAACCCAACCAUUUGGGAAUCCUUCUUACUACGCAAGCAUUAAUGCGUCUUGCCCUUCGAGUAUAUUCAACGGAACCUCUGAUCUUAUAAAAACCACGUCAGAAGUAGCUUCUCCGCUAAGCGACACAAACACAUAUGACAGGUGGAUUUUACAAGCAACUUCUUUAGUAUUGGUGGCUUUCGCGAAGAACAAAACUCUGACUGUACCAAGAUGGGGAAACUCUGCGAUGGUAUGCUUGACGCCAGAUAUCGUCGGGAUAAAGAGCAGGUCGCCUUCGGGUGCAGUACAGCAUCAGGCUACGCCAACCAUAUGGAGUAUCGGAUUAGGAAUCUGGAUACCACUUGCUGCUGUAAUAUUGUUUCAAUAA